Ylistrum balloti is the source of this 969-nucleotide messenger RNA. Its product is annotated as calaxin-like. Bases 13 to 651 code for a protein of 212 amino acids. Lineage: Eukaryota; Metazoa; Mollusca; Bivalvia; Pectinida; Pectinidae. Gene Ontology annotation, molecular function: calcium ion binding. The transcript has 7 exons. The record is from RefSeq and is a predicted model, not a curated record.
AACUACAGCAAAAUGGAGAAUUUGAAAGCAAAGGCCAGGUCAAGGAGAAAACUGGUCGAAGAUUUACACCGAAAGAGCCACUUUGAAAUUCACGAGGUUGAGCUUUUACUCAAAUUGCAUCAGAGAAAUGCAGAUACACCCGGAAAAUCUGACAAACCAAAAAUUGACCGACAAAAAUUUGCAGAUAUUCUGUAUGAGGAAUUUAAAUUGACAGAUGAUGUCUUAAAUGAUCGUAUUUUCCGAGCAUUUGACGUCGAUGCAGAUGGUUAUUUGAGUGAGGAAGAAUGGGUUCUUGGCCUCUCCACAUUUUUGAAAGGAUCUAUAGAAGAAAAAUUGAAAUAUACAUUCAAAGUGUAUGACCAGAAUGCUGAUGGCUUUAUAUCAAGAGAAGAAAUGUUCCAGUUUCUGAAGAAUUCAAUCAUAACACAACAAACAGAAGAAGACCCUGAUGAAGGAAUCAAGGAGCUGAUAGAAGUUAUACUGAAGUUAGCGGACUGUGAUCAUGAUUCCAAGCUGUCAUUGAAGGACUAUGAACAGACCAUUUUAGAAGAAAAUUUGUUACUUGAACUGUUAGGACCAUGUCUACCAUUACCAAAGUACACAAAUAAAUUCCUGUCAUCGAUUGGGUGUGAUGUGACACCACUAGUGUGAAUUCUGAGCCAAUAAGGAUCAGAGUAAUGUUUACCAUGGAGCAAUAUUGUGAAAAAAUGACAAAUUUAUUAUACUUCACAUUUUUGAAAGUAGUAGAAGGUUGUUGUAUAACUACCUUAUGCUUUUACUGGAGACUAAUUACUUAUCUUUCUAACUUAUCAACUGGUGAAUAAUUAUGAUUUGUCAAAAUUAUAUUAAUUGAUUUUGUUCAAUUAACGGUUAAAAAGCAGCUGUCAGAAUGAUUUUUUUUUUGAUGAAUGGAUUUGAUUUCAUGCUUUCGAAAUCAUACAUAAUUUUUCAAUGGCUGGGACUGAUAAU